UGAUCAGUAAGAACUACGAACUCAAACCCUUUCGCCCAGUCUUUUUCAACUGAUAUAUCGUGCGCCUGUCGUAUUUUUGCCUUACAACCACAUAGUAUUACGUUACAUGGCUUUUCCGAGAAGUACAGCUACAUUUGGUUGUUUUUGGUCGUGUUCACAUUACUUUUUAAACAGGGGAAGCCCUUGCUCAAGGUUAGUGUCAGAUUAUUAUUAAGAUUGACGGGCAAGAAAGGUGUCGCUGUAAAUAUCUUUUCUUCAUUGAGUUAUGUAAUCGUCUCUCGGUCAUACUAUUUGCAACGUGUUAUGUUGCUGUUUAAAACAACCGGAUCAACUGGAGAAGGGAGUGCCUCUUUGCAAGCAGUUAAUAUUUUGUGGCUCUCUAUGAAAGUAUAAAAGAAUAAAGAUUUUAGCUGGUUUAAAGUCAAGCGACAUAAAAAGAAUAACAUUACAUAUAUAUUGCAGUGAGGACUACAGUGUAAAUCACUUAUCAGAAAUCCCAAACCAUGCAUUUACCCCUCCAUAUUGUUAUUUUAUCUGCAGAGCUUUGGUAACUUCCUUGCAUUCGUUGUUUAAAACAACUUCAGGUUUGACGGAUUUCUUUUUUUUAGUAAAAAAAUGAGUGUUUGAUGUUUAUAAGAUAUGAUGUAAUAAAUACGGUUUAUAUAGCAGUUAUUGCAAGCCUCAAAGUGUUUUCCAAUAUGAAAAAGAAAAAUGUCUAGGGUAAUUUAGUAUUAUCAACUGAGUUGAUAACAUGUAUUGGCCACAGUAAAUAGUUUCAAAGCUGAUGUUUCAAGUGUUAGCCCUUCAUCAGAGUGAAUACCCUAUUAACCUAUUUUCUACAUUACUACAUAUUUUAUAGACAUCUAGAGUUAAAACUUAGAAACAAAAACUCUAGGAAUAGAUCACUCCUGUCAAAAACUAGAGGGGUUCAAUGUAAGCUCAUUACUGGUGGUCUACUGCCAUCUGUAAGACCUCUCACCACCCUCUCUUCAGCCUGUAAAAAGCUCUUGUGUUUGGGUUUCACCUAACAGCACAGCUGCCUAAUAUUUACACCAUGGAAUGCUGCUUAUGGAAAAAGUCAUUGAAGCCUCUGUGGAUAUCUAUUGAUUCCAAACAACAUGUGUAUUUAGUUAAGUUUCACCUUUUACACUUAGAAAAAAAAAGUUGUGGAGCUCUCUGUGACUAAUUUGUUAUCAAUAUAGUGUAAAAACAUUUUCUUAGUGUAAUUUUUUUCUCAUUACUUGCAAUACGUAACACUUUUAACAUAUGUUUAUCUGUUUAUAUCGUAAGUAAUUAAUAAUUAUUUAGUUAUUUAAUGCAUCAUUUGAAGUUUCUUUUAAACAGGUGGUACACAUUCACUUCGUCUCAUGUCAUCAUAUUCCAAUGGAACUGAAAGCAGCAGUUCUCACCUUGAGAGGACAGAACAUUCACCAAGACAGGAGGUAAUGAAGUUAGCUAACAAAGGAUAAAAAAAAGACAGUAAAUGAUUUAGACCCAGGAGUAACUUGUGAUCUUGUAGUCUGAUCAUCAGGGUGAGUGUAGUCCUGAGAAGGACUGUUGUCAGUAGUACCAUAUUUGACAACCAUGCGACAACCUACCACUGGUUAGGGUCCUUCUCAAGACUACACUCAUCUGCAUAAUCAGGCUACACAAUCAAAAUAAGAAAGCAGUUAGUACUUAGAGCACUUUAUUGACUAACAAAGUAAUCUAUUUAGUACAGAACCCUUUUAUACUCCUGGAUGUAGAGAUCGAAGCACUGUGAAAGUAAAUUAUUUUGCCCAAGAACACAACAAAAUGCCCCGGCCAGGUCUUGAACCUGGGCUUCUCUAACCAGAGUCCAGUGUACUGAUCAUCAGGCCAGCAUGUCUCCCAACUAUUUGAUAAUUUCCAUCCACACACAAGACCUGUAGGAUUAAGUUAACUGUCUGGGGGUUUGACUUCACUUAGAUGAUAAUUACUGCAUUCUUUUUACCACAGUUUUUAGUGCAAGGUACAGUAACAGAGAUGACUCAGUUGUCAAAAACUGUUAAGGGACUUUCCAUAGAGGUGAAAGACAGCAGAUUUUCAUUUAAAUGUGGACAAUGGUGAGCACCUACAAAGUAAUCUUUUAAACAAAUGGAUGUGUAGAAUUGAUGUGCUGCUCUGCAACACACAUUUUUGUCGUUGAAGAAAACUAUAGAAUUUUUAAUUACUACAAUCGGAAUAAUCAUAAUCUUUUAUCCAAAUGAGACAGCUGAAGAUUUGAACCUUUGUAUCUGGUAAUUAUCACUGAAUGUUGAAACCAUUAAUAGUUACAGGCGCUUGUUGUAAUAGAUUGUAUGAAAAAAAGUGUAGUCCUCUUUUUUAGUCUUAUUUUUAUUCAUUCCAACAAGCAAUUAUUAUUUUGGAGGAGGAUAUAUGUAUUGAACAAUGAGUUUGAAUGACUUUUCCUUUGUUAGUUUGUUUGCUCUUAAAAUUAAAAUCCAGCUGGAGUUUAUUUUUUAGACUUGCAGUUAAAAAAAACUGAAAUUUCUGCAGGGAAUUAUUAUAAUAAUUAUUUUUUUAAUUCUCUGUUCAGAACAAAACAAUAACUAAAAAGAGAAAGUUUAUGAAGCUUAUAAGUGUAUUGUUUUAAGGUGGAUAUUUCAAAGAAGUCUUAAUCCUUUUCUCCCAAAGAGUGAUAAGUGUCUAUUUUCUCCCAAAAAUGUCACCCCUCAAUCAAACAUUAAGGUCACAAGAAGCUAUUGAUUGUUAAACAAAUUUGCCCUCUAAGUAUGUGUACCACAGGAUAUGUAUAGAUGAGAUAACUAAGGAAAACUUGCAUACUGAUGUUGGGAUGUAAAAGGUUAAUUUGCAUUCAUCAUUUUCCAUUUCACAAAAAAUCCUUAUUUUUGCGGUUCAAGGACAAUCAAGAAAUCUGUAAGAGCUGAAAGUUGCAAAAUGUUCUUGCAACACAUAUAACUUCUUUUUCUCUCCAUCAGGGUGGAUUUCUUUAUUCCGGGAGUUCCUACUGUGGGUGGGUUUACCAUAUGUUCCAGCCUCAGGCUGCUUAAAGAAAAAAGAUCCAUAGACCUUGCUGUCAAACACAGUGAACAUCCUCCAGCACUUUGGGUUCACACUCAGGUGUGUACAGAAAUAUGGAUACUGUUGGCACAGAAUGCCUUUAUUAAUAAGGCAAAAUUUAACUGUUAGACCCAUAGGAGUGACUAGCAUCUAAUUUCUCCCUACAUUAUCAGCUGGGAAUCAGACAUUAAGGUCAUGAGAAUAAAGAAAAUGAUCACCAACUAAAGGAGCUCUUGAUUGUUAAGCAAAUUCUCCCUAUCAGCAGCUUACAAAAUUUAUGAAGAACAAUAAGGAGGAUGUGAAUAAUGAUGUUAGGGUGUAAUGUAAAGCAUCAAAAAAUUGUUAUUAAUCUUUUAUAAUUUAAGAGAUCAGAUAGAGGUUAUAAGGUUGAUAGGCAGGGUCUUCUUAUAGAUAAACAAAAUAUACAUUGUAGUCUGGAAUGAACAGCCUAGCAUGCUUCCUCACUGAAGAAGUAAAGCACUGAUAUUUGCUGCUUGAAAUAGGCUAUGAAGUGUAGACCAUGAAAGUCCUUAACCCUUUAACUCCCAUGAGUGACCAAGACAGAAUUUCUCCUCACAAUAUCGAUACAAUAUCAAGCAGACAAGUCAUGAGAAUAAAGAAAAAUAUCAGCUAGGGGAUUAUAAGUUGAUCCAAUACCAAAUUCUCCAAACUAACAUCACAAGGUCAGUAUGGCAGACAGCAAGGAGAAUUACUAGUGAGAUCUUGGGAGUUAAAGGGUUAACAUUAUAUUCAGUGCAAACUACAGGAAUAGACAUUUAUACUAUCAAAGGAUUUUCAGUUUUCCCCUUGAAGAGUAAUAACUAACCAAAUAGCAGUUUUCAGUACAUAAUUUGCCAAAGAUAUAAAUGUUUGCGUUGAAAUUAUUUGUUGAGUGCCACUUGUACGGGUCCUAGUAAAUCAAAAUAGGGGGUUAUACUUCAUGCUUAUGAAGUUGUCUCCUUUUUAUCCAUAUUAGUGUCAAGUUGGCAGUAAAGUUCAUAUGAAAGUCGGGGGAGAGUGUUAUUUUGAUCCAAAUCCUGAAGGCUCCAGUCCAGAUCUGCUUCUGAUUGCUGGUGGUGUUGGAAUCAACCCCUUGUACUCCAUUGCGCAACAUGUCGCUGACAUUUCCUCUGAUGCUAGCCAUCAGUAUGAUGGGAAAACAGUGCUUCUGUUUAGUGCUAAGAACCAAGAUGAACUGCUGUACAAGGUACACUACAAUUUAUCUUAGAAAACAUAAUUUGAUCUUUAAUGGUAAAAUGCGGGAAAGGUGGAAUUUGUGAUAUGUUUUUGACAAUUAUCUAUUUGAAUUAUCGCCUCUUUAGUCAAGAUUUUCAGACUGAGAAGUAUUUCUUUGAAGUCCUUCAAAAAAUUAAAUUCUAUCGCGUGCAACGCGCUUAGUUCAACUUUAAACAAGGAGAGAAAUGGAAUGACAGACUGCUGAUAUCUCUCCAUUUCGGUCUGACUUAAAAGUUCUCUUUUGUCGUUUACAACUUCCCCUUUUAAGCCACUGUGUGAAUGACCUGUAAAGGAUCUAUAAAUACAGUAUGGCUAGUGAGAAAAAAACUAUGUAUUUGUUUACAAACUCAAAUGAACCGUGCAGAUGUUUGCAUGUAGCCCUGUUUAUUCUGAAUUAAAAAGUAGCUUUGGAAUUGUAUUUUUUUUAUCUUGUUAGUGUGACUGUUUGUUUCUUAUUCUGUCCUCUUUUGUAGGAUAAUCUUUUGAAAAUGUCAGAACAGUGCCCAUCUAUACUCUGCAAGUUUUUUGUCACAAAACCAGAUGCUGAUACACAGACUAACGUGAACAGCGUUCAAUGUAAGUGAUCGUAAAAAACGUAUCUAGUUUCGGUUUUUGGCUUGAGUCUAGUUACAAUUCAGGCCUACUAGCCAGCCCAAACUCGGAAUAUUCUAGUACUCAUUGUCAUGCGAGAUUUUGUGAGCUAUUGAGUGUCUGAGGUAAUCCGAAUUUCUUUGGUUAUGCUUUACUCCGCUCUAUGACUGUUCCAACAAAAUGCAAAACGAAAACCUACACAAUUCGGUUUUCCCGCGCUUUAGGCAGUUUGGUUGGUUUUUAUCUUUAGUUUUCAUUGGCUCUUAACACCGUCCUUUCAUAUGAUUGGCUCUUGUGAUAACUUUGGUUUUGCUUUUACGACACUAGACCGAACAAGCGCAGUAGUUUCUGAUCUUUGAAGCUGGUACGCACUGUGGUAUUCAAACGACCAGGAAUUAACAAUGAGAACAUGAAGACAAAUAAUUUUUUUAUGUGUUUACAAACGUUACAAAAUAUGAGUGUUGGAAGCUCGUUGAUUCCUGUGUCUUAUUUUGCCCACCUUCAAAUUGCUAGGUGAACGUGGCCGUAUCAACGAAUCGCGACUACAAGAAGCUGUGUCCUCUCUGGACAGGAAUAGAUUAAUUUGUUACAUCUGUGGUCCUCCCCCAAUGAUCCAACAGAUAACUGAAAUUUUGUACAAGAUGGAUAUUGAGGAAAGCAGGAUACUCUUUGAGAAAUGGUGGUAGCAAGACUUGAAGCUUCUUCAUUUUAGGUACGACGGAGAGAAGUACAGGAAGCUAUGCCAUUUGGUGAACAAGUGACAGUCGCCCUCAUCAGAAACAUUGCAUCGGAAAAAUACGUAAUCCCUGAGAGUAAAGGGGGAAUUUUUUUUAAGAGAGACACUGAAAUUUUUUCUUGUUAGUACUUUGAUCGAGUAUUGGGAAAGAAAAACGUUUUGGCAAACCUUCGUCGAAACGUUGGCAGUAUUUAAAAUCUGAUCACUCACAGAACUGAUUUGAGGUGCGAGCGUUUAGAAAUAUAGCAAUCAUUGUCAUGCCUGGUUGCAUUUCUAACAUGGCAGAAGAUUGUUUAACCCUUUAACUCCCAGAAGUGAUCAACAUAAAACUUCUCCCUACAAUAUCCAUACAUUCUUCAGCAAACAGGUAAUCAGAAUAUUCAAACUUUCAGGUAGAAGCUGCUAUCUUGAUCUAGCACCAAGUUCUCAUAACUAAUUUACAAGGAAAUGUGUAGCAGCUACAGGGGAGAAUUAACAAUCAGAUUUUGGGGGUUAAAGGGUUAAGAUUGUUCUUUGAAAUUAAAAAUUUAUUUAAGCAUCAAGAAAAUUUAAUUUGAGCUAAAGUUAUAACUUUUGUGUUUCUUUAUGAAUUGUAAGUCGAAUUACAACUUUGCAUCCGUGAUACAACUUUGCACUAGUGUUACACGAGAAUGCACUCGUUUAAUUUGUUACAUCUUAUUUCAUGCGGGUUACAACUUUGCAUCCGUGAUACAACUUUGCACUAAUGUUACACGAGAAUGCACUCGUUUUUCGCUAAUCAGAAGCGCGUAAUUUUUUCGUGUAUAUUAUUGCUAAAGUAGAUAAGGGAUUGAUAAUAAAUUUAGAAACUUUUGUUUAUUCAUUAAAAACAGCUUACAUGAACA
Molecule: messenger RNA, 6468 nt
Organism: Pocillopora meandrina
Lineage: Eukaryota; Metazoa; Cnidaria; Anthozoa; Scleractinia; Pocilloporidae
Source: the annotation of a GenBank genome assembly